CCUGCUCUGAGGGCAGUAGGGAGUCACUUUGGGUGUGGGCAAGGCAGUGAGGUGGUCAGAUUCAGGCUGAACAGGCGCUAAGGCGCGGUCUGGAGCAGGGACCGCAGGGGCGGGGGUGAGGUCAGGCUGGAGCCUGUGACAGGAACGAGGAGACAGGCUGGCAGCACCAGGGUGACCAGGUCGAGCUGAAACAACAGUGGGCGUCACGAUGUUUCCUGAAGAUGUUGCCAACAAGGCGGGCCAGGCAUGGGGGGCAGCGUGGGGUGGGCUGAGUUCAGGGCUGUGUUGAAGAAGUGCAAGUGGAAUGCAGAAUUUGGUUUGGGACGAAUUGAAGGUGGAGGCCCCUGGGGACAAAUAAAGGGUCCCAGGCUUCUUCAGAGUUCCACGCCCAGAGGAGGACGGAGCUGGGGCAGAAGCACCGAGGAUGUAGCCUACAAAACCACACUCGCCCCCGUGGGAUUGAAAACCACCCAGAACCCCUGCCAUCAAGUUGAUUAUGGUUCAUAAACCUCAGCCCACUGCCUCUGAGCCCAUGCUGACUCCUGGUGACGGGGUACAAGUGCCCCUGUGGGUUUCAGAGACUAAUUUAUUAAGAAAGGGAAAAGCUUCCCCGUUCGCCUAAGGAACAAAGCCGACGCCCUGGUGGUUUUAAAACGGCCGGCCUUGAGGGCAGCUGUCCAAAGCAUACCCCACUAAGCCACCGGGGCUCUUUCAUAGCAGUUUCCCAGAGGGGUGAAAGCACCCCUGGGGGACGCAGUAUGAAGGGGGGUGGGCUCUGGAUUUCACUCUGAAUUGUGGGCUGGAAUAUAAAAAAUUUGUCACAUAUUCAUUGUGGGGCAGAGGAGAGGGACACCGAGUAAUUUUUUUUUCUUCUGGAAAGGGGCGGUUAGAUCUCAUCUGUUUCCAGGCUUUAUAGCAGCAGAAAGGCUCUUCUUUCUCCAACAGAGCGGCCGGUGGGUUCAAACCACUGACCUCUUGGCUAACAGCCGAGCCCUUUAGCCAUUGCACCAUCAGGGCUCCGUCGUUCAAACCUGAAAAGCGCCACUGCUGUCCGUUCUGACUUAGUGAGCCUCUGACUUAGUGAGCCUCUGGGGCUGAGCGGAACAGCUCCAUAGAGACUCUGGGGCGGUCUUCACGGAGCUGAAACCCUCAGGGUCUCCAGCAGUUGGUGGGGUUGAGACACUGGUCUACAUAAAAGUCCUAGUAAGGGGAGGGGGGUGGUCGCCUAGGAGGGGAGAGGAAGGAGGUACCACCUAGGCCUGGGCAGCCAGCAGAGCCAGCGGGAGGAUGGUGUGAUGCAGGAUUACAGGAAGACAGAGUGGUUGAUGAGAUUAAGGAAGAGGAGGACAUCAGAGCUGGCCCAGUGGGGUGCCCUUCACCUGCGCAGAGGUCCUGCCUCAGGUCGCUGGGUGGGCGGGGUAGAGGUGGAUCUUCAGCCUCAGGCUCGUUAGCAUGAGGAGGGGCCCUGGGUCUAUGGGUGCUGACUGGCUGAGGGCUGCUGUGCCCCAAUCCUGGUCCUGUCUCUUCGCUCGCCCCACGGAUGGGUCCCCGCAGGCCCAGCUGAGAACCAUGCUGGAGGUGACCGCCCAGCGGGCCGCCCAGGCCCAGACCCAGCUCCGGGAGCUGCAGCAGCAAAGCAGCCAGAUCCAGGGCUCAGCCUGUGGCCUGGCCUCCGUGGUCUCUGGCAAAUUCAGCUGCCUCCUGCAAGCCUUGGAGCUACGGAGGGCCUCCGUGCUGAGGGACCUGGAGGCAGCCAAGGCCCACGAGCUGACCAAGGCCCGGGACGGGGAGCAGCAGCUUCGCAGCCACCUGGAGGCCCUAGCGGCCCACGAGGGCAGGAUGCAGAACCUCCUGGCGCAGCAAGAUGACUGCGUCUUCCUCCAGCAAUCCCUGCUCCUGGUGCCCCCAGAGCCCCUCGGGCCGCUGCCCCCUCUGCAGUGGGAUGAAGACCAGCAGCUGGGGGACCUGAAGGAGACUCUGAGCCAGCUGGGGAGCCUCCUGCUGGAAGAGGAGCCCCCUGAGGUGCUCGACAUGGGGCCUGUGGAGGCCCCAGGUCCCCUGGCAUCCAUUUCGAGCCCGGCGUGUCCACUGAGGAGAGAACUCUGGCAGAAUUACCACAACUUGACCUUCGACCCGGACAGCGCCAACCGCCACUUCCACCUGUCCCGGCAGAACCGGCAGGUGAAGCACCGCCGCAAACCACGGGGCCCAGGUGGCCCGCGCAGCUUCGACCUGUGGCAGGUGCAGUGUGCCCAGAGCUUCGAAACAGGGCGGCAUUACUGGGAGGUGCGAGCCUCCAGCCACUCCGUGAUGCUGGGUGUCGCCUACCCGGAGCUGGAGCGGAGCGGGCAGGGCGGGCACACCACCAACAUUGGCCGGGGGCCCUGCUCCUGGGGCCUGUGCAUUCAGGAGGACAGCUCCCAGGCCUGGCACAACGGGAAGGCCCAGCGCCUGCCGCCUGUGUCCGGGCGGCUCCUGGGCGUGGAUUUGGACCUGACCUUGGGCUGCCUCACCUUCUACAGCCUGGAGCCCCAGGCCCAGCGGCUGCACACCUUCCAUGCCGUCUUCACAAAGCCCCUCUACCCUGUCUUCUGGCUUCUUGAGGAUCGGGCCCUUACCCUCUGCCAUCGGCCUGGCGCCCAGGGAGAGACCUCAGAGCUCAGUUGAGACCCCGCCCGACUCCAGGAGGCCCUCAAGCUGGGAACAGGUGGACCUGUGCCUGUGUGCCCAGCUCCUGGCCCGAGGGCCCAGGUCACAGCUAUAAGCAGACCAGCAGCAGGCCAAAGACCCAGGGCUUGUGGACACGUGUGUGCAACAUGUGUGCACUGUGUGUGGGUGUCUUGUGUAGGAUUCUAACACUGAGGGAAAUAUGACGAGGACUAUAUUCCCUAACUUAUCACAGAGGGAAUCUGGAAAGCUAAUAUU
Messenger RNA from Echinops telfairi (small Madagascar hedgehog), 2925 nucleotides. RefSeq names its product tripartite motif-containing protein 65. The coding region runs from base 1453 to 2667 and encodes 404 amino acids. The transcript has 5 exons. Gene Ontology annotation, biological process: positive regulation of autophagy. Gene Ontology annotation, molecular function: protein binding. NCBI's taxonomy places the organism in Eukaryota, Metazoa, Chordata, Mammalia, Afrosoricida, Tenrecidae. The record is from RefSeq and is a predicted model, not a curated record.